Molecule: messenger RNA, 2738 nt
Organism: Carcharodon carcharias (great white shark)
Lineage: Eukaryota; Metazoa; Chordata; Chondrichthyes; Lamniformes; Lamnidae
Product: uridine-cytidine kinase-like 1
Exons: 15
Coding region: 36-1655 (539 amino acids)
Cellular component (GO): cytoplasm
Molecular function (GO): kinase activity; ATP binding
Source: RefSeq, a predicted model, not a curated record
ACGCAUUACGCAAGCGAGCGGAGUGCGGGGAAGCCAUGGCGGGGAACGUGGACCAGAUGGCAAUGGUGGGAGAGGAAGAGGAGGAGGAUAGGAGCAUCUCCAGGUCGGACAGUGGCAGUGGUGAGGAUUCCUUGGAUAGUUUGUUCUCUCGGCUACCAUUAACUCCAUCUCUUUCUCCACGGAAAAGAACAACAAGCCAAAGUAAAUCUGAGCCACCACUCCUGAGGACGAGCAAGCGCACCAUCUAUACUGCAGGGCGACCUCCCUGGUAUAAUGAGUCAGGAACCCCAUUUAAAGAAGCCUUUGUCAUUGGUUUGUGUGGAGGAAGUUCUUCAGGCAAAACCACGGUGGCUAACAAGAUCAUUGAGGCUUUGGAUGUUCCCUGGGUGGUCCUGCUAUCUAUGGAUUCCUUCUAUAAGGUCUUAAACAAGGAAGAACAAGAACUAGCUGCCAAAAGUGAAUAUAACUUUGACCAUCCUGAUGCCUUUGAUUUUGACCUAAUUAUACAUACAUUGAGGAAGCUGAAGAAAGGGAAAAGUGUGAAGGUUCCAGUUUAUGACUUCACUACACACAGCCGAAGAAAGGAUUGGAAAACGGUAUAUGGAGCAAAUGUUGUGAUCUUCGAAGGGAUUCUUUCAUUUGCCAACAAGGAACUCCUAAAGCUUUUGGAUAUGAAAGUUUUUGUGGAUACUGAUUCUGACAUUAGACUUGUCCGACGCUUAAAAAGAGAUAUAUCCGAGAGGGGUCGUGACAUUGUUGGUGUCAUCAAACAGUACAACAAGUUUGUCAAGCCUGCCUUUGAGCAGUACAUAGAGCCAACUGUACAGCUGUCAGACAUUGUAGUUCCUCGAGGUGGAGAAAACUUUGUUGCUCUUGACCUGAUUGUCCAGCAUGUCCAUAGUCAGCUUGAAAAGAGGAAACUUCGCUGGGAUAUAGCAGCCCUGGCCUCUGCCCACCAAGGGCAACCUCUGCCAGAUAAGCUAAGUGUCCUUGAAAGCACUCCACAGGUUAGAGGAUUGCACACAAUUAUCAGAAAUAAAGACACAAGUCGAGAUGAGUUCAUCUUCUAUUCAAAGAGAUUGAUGAGGUUGCUGAUUGAACACGCCCUUUCUUUCUUGCCACUUAAGCCUGUUACAGUGGAAACACCCCAAGGAGAACUGUAUGAAGGAAAGAAAUUUGGUGGAAAAAGGAUAACAGGCGUCUCCAUUCUUCGUGCUGGCGAAACAAUGGAGCAGGCACUAACAGCAGUGUGCAAGGAUAUCAGACUAGGAAAGAUUCUUAUUCAGACUAACCAUGACACAGGGGAGCCUGAGCUACAUUACCUUCGAUUACCUAAGGAUAUCAGUGAGGAUUAUGUCAUUCUGAUGGACAGUACAGUGUCAACAGGAGCUGCUGCAAUGAUGGCAGUUCGAGUCCUUCUGGAUCAUGAUGUGCAAGAAGAUAAAAUUUUUCUGCUCUCAUUGCUGAUGGCUGAAAUGGGAGUGCACUCGGUGGCUUAUGCUUUUCCUAAGGUUAACAUCAUCACCACUGCUGUAGACAAGAAAGUAAAUGAUGAAUUUCACAUUAUCCCUGGAAUAGGUAACUUUGGCGACCGAUACUUUGGCACUGAUGCACCCUCUGAUUGGUAUGAGAGUGAUGAGGGCAUGGACUACUGAGUGUCAUUCUCUAUAUCGUGAGGGACCCAAGAGAAAUUUGCUUGGAAGCAACAAGAUUGCAUUUGCUGUACAUGAACAUAAUUUAACUGUAUCUAAGAGCAAGCUGAACAUUCCUUUUCUGAAUUCAAAUGGUCAAUUAAGAUUUAUUUGGAAUAUGUUAUAAAACAGAACUUUUUUAUGUUAGAAUUUUUAGAUCAGAAUUCUUGUUUGGAAUGCCAAAUAUUUUCAAAAUUUAUCUGAUAUUUUCACAUAAAUUUGUCUUUAAUUAUAUUUAAGUCUUCAGUUACAGAGGCUUCACUUAGGAUCUCCUUCAAAAGAGGCAAUACCCUUAAUGGUGCCAGCAUCAUCCCUCUGUCCUAAAAUGUUAACGAUACUUAAUGCGACCUUUUACUCAUCUAGCUCCAUUAUGAAAAUAAUAUGGUAAAAGGAUCUGCUAUUUUUAAAAUCCUUUUUUAAUCAUUUAAUUUUUAAAAAUUUAUUACACAAAUCAUUUACAUCAGUUAACCUCUGUAAUAAAGAAAGCACUUUAGCUGGUGACCUCCCUGCUUAAUUUUCAAUUUUACACGUUAUAUGGCCUGCUAUUGUGAAUGGAGACUAUUGAUUAAGAUAAUAGUUUUUAAAAAUAUACAAUUCCCAUAGCAAUUGCAGUCGAGGAAUAAACAGAAUAAGGAGGUGAAAUUGGUUUCCCCUCUUCAUGAUUACAUUAAGUCACAAAUCAAUUUUGAAGUUGUCAACAAAUGGAAGCGUACAAAUACUGUAGGACUCUCUAGGGAGCUAGAUUCUUCAAAAUUAUACACCACAUUGUUAAAUUAUUAAGGAAAUGUUGCAUUUUCAUUCUGCCUUUCACAUCCUUGGGACGUGCCAAAGUUCUUUACAACUAGUAAACUACUUUUAAUGCAUAGCCACUGUUAUUCUGUAACUAACUUUUGCGCUUAAUAAAUUAAAUUUUGCAGAAUCUGACUUCUAAUCACUUUUAACUAUCUCAUUUUGUUUAAAGAAAAUUUAAUUCUUGUAUUCUUUAGAAAUAAGUGUAAGUCUGUCAAGACUCAACUGUACUUGAAAAUAAAUGGGACCUGAAGUGUU